Molecule: messenger RNA, 6157 nt
Organism: Micropterus salmoides (largemouth bass)
Lineage: Eukaryota; Metazoa; Chordata; Actinopteri; Centrarchiformes; Centrarchidae
Product: protein MTSS 1-like
Exons: 17
Coding region: 440-3073 (877 amino acids)
Biological process (GO): adherens junction maintenance; positive regulation of actin filament bundle assembly; plasma membrane organization
Cellular component (GO): cytoplasmic side of plasma membrane; actin cytoskeleton
Molecular function (GO): actin binding; phospholipid binding
Source: RefSeq, a predicted model, not a curated record
AGUCAGUGUGGAGAGGGCAGCGAGGACACCCGGGAGUGUCGGUAUUUACCUGUCAAGACACGGAGUAACGUUACCAGCCGAACACCGUGGAUUAUUUCUAGUUUCUAGUAGCUGUUUAUUUUCACAGUCCAGCCAUGGGUGUGAGCGGGGCGGCGUGGAGGGUAGAGGGGGAUUUAAAUUUCUCUUUCGUCCCGACAGCUUCUUUUGAUUUGAAGUAACGUUAGCCUGAACGGUGCACCAGAGGAGAACCCAGCUGUGGUUCUUUACAUCUUGGACUGCGUUGAAAGUACUUGUUGGUCGAUUUCAGAACAGUAGAAAUAGUUUGUGUUCACAUUUUCGGGAGUUUUUGGGCUUUUGUUUUGCUUUUCCUGGAGAGUGGAGGUGGCGAACUGAAAGCGGCUCACCGAGUCGGGACUGACCACCGGAGUUGGUCCUGAAAAUGGAGGCUGUUAUCGAGAAGGAAUGCAGCGCGCUCGGAGGACUCUUCCAAACUGUUAUCGGAGACAUGAAAAGCAGCUACCCUAUUUGGGAGGACUUUAUCACCAAGGCCGGGAAACUGCAGUCGCAGCUCAGGGCGACGGUAGUUGCUGUGGCUGCUUUCCUGGAUGCCUUUCAGAAAGUAGCCGACCUGGCUACCAACUCGCGAGGUGGGACCAGAGACAUUGGAUCGGCAUUGACAAGGAUGUGUAUGAGACAUCGUAGCAUAGAGGCUAAACUCAAACAGUUCUCCAUGGCCUUUCUGGAGGGUCUGAUCAACCCUCUGCAAGAACAGAUGGAGGAGUGGAAAAGAGGAGUCAGCUCUUUGGACAAGGACCAUGCUAAAGAGUAUAAAAGAGCCCGGCAGGAAAUAAAGAAGAAGUCCUCGGACACACUGAAACUUCAGAAGAAGGCAAAGAAAGCUGAUAAUCUAGGUCGUGGUGAUAUCCAACCCCAGCUGGACAGCGCUAUGCAGGAUGUCAGUGAUAAAUACAUUCUGCUGGAAGAGACAGAGAAACAGGCCCUGAGGAAGGCUCUUAUAGAGGACAGACAGAGAUUCUGCUGUUUCGUAGCCCUGCUGCGGCCUGUAGUGGAUGAGGAGAUUUCUAUGUUGGGAGAGGUCACCCAUCUCCAAGCUAUCUCUGAUGAUCUCAAAGCCCUGACCUCCGACCCUCACAAGCUUCCGCCUGCUAGUGAACAGGUGAUCUUGGACCUGAAGGGCUCAGACUACGGUUGGUCAUAUCAAACGCCUCCCUCAUCCCCGAGCACCACUAUGUCCAGGAAGUCUAGCAUGUGCAGUAGUCUGAACAGCGUUAACAGUAGUGACUCCAGGGGAUCCAGUGGCUCUCACUCUCAUUCUCCUUCCUCCUCUUCUUCCUCCUCUUCCUCACACCACCUCUUCCACCACCAUCACCCCUGCCAUCGGUACCGCAGCUCCACGCUACCCCAGCAGGCCCCAGCUCGGCUCUCUAGCAUCUCCUCCCACGACUCGGGCUUCAUUUCCUCAUCACACGACCAAUACACAUCGUCCAAAUCAUCCUCGCCUAUGCCAGCUGAAACAAAGCCUUGUCCCAGUUCCAGGUCCUCUGAGGUUUCAGAGACUGGGCAGCUUCACAGUGACUGCAGCACCCCCUCUUCUCUAGCUGCUGCUACUGCAACUCAGCACAUUACUGACAAGUUGUCGAAUGGCUUUGACCACUACAGUCCGGCCAAUUCCCCUGCCUACCUGCAUAGCAGCGGGGGGAGUUUGGGCUCAGGGUCCAGCACUGCCUUCCCCUUCUCCCUUCCUUCCUCCUCAUCCUCCACCUCCUCCUCCUGCCCCACUCGUUCAUGGUCACGUCCCGCCUCAGCCUUGGUGCCAGACUACCCUCAUUACUGCACGUUGGGUCCCAUGGUGCCUUCAUCACGAGUCCCCAGCUGGAAGGACUGGGCCAAACCAGGCCCUUAUGACCAGCCCAUGGUCAAUACACUGAGGAGGAAGAAAGAAAAGGCGACCCCAGCUGUAGUGGACAGUAAUGGCAGUGUGAGUAAUGAUAGCAGCCCGGCCUCGAUCUCAAACUCAGUGCCAGCUCCGGCUGUGCUACAACCGUCAGUGGAGGAGAAGAACAGGACUGUGACUGCACCACUCAAGGCUGGUGAUAUUGAGGCCCAUGAGGAACUGGCCCUGGCCUUAUCCCGAGGUCUGGAGCUGGACACCCAGAGGUCCAGUAGAGACUCCAUCCAGUGUUCCAGUGGCUACAGCACGCAGACCAACACACCCUGCUGCUCUGAAGAUACAAUACCUUCACAGGUAUCAGACUAUGACUAUUUCUCAAUGGCUGGAGAUCAGGAGCCUGAGCAGCAACAGUUGGACUUUGACAAGUCCUCCACCAUCCCCAGAAACAGUGACAUCAGUCAGUCCUACCGACUCAUGUUCCAGAGCAAACGGCCAGCCUCCACAGCCGGCCUGCCCAGCACACAGGCUCCUUACCCCGGACAGGGGGCCUACCCUGCAGGGCCCUAUCCCGCCACACCUAUCCACACUGGGGCUUACCCUCCUACCCCGACAGGCAUGUGUUCAAGUCAGGGAUUUUAUUCUGGAUCCAGCUCUCAUAAUGCCCCUGGCUCCUAUUCCUCAGGCCACGGUCCGGUUAUCGUCACCCCUGGGGUUGCCACAAUCCGCCGCACCCCCUCUUCAAAACCUUCCGCCCGACGUUCAGGCUCAGUCGUAGGCACAGGCCCCAUCCCUAUUCGUACACCUGUCAUCCCAGUAAAAAUCCCUACAGUGCCAGAUAUGUCAGGAGCAGUUAAUGGGAGCGGGGGAGGAGCAGGAGGAGGAGGAGGAGGAGGAGGAGGAGAAAGCCCAGAUUCUCCAACAUUUGCAGGAGUUGGGGAUGCUGGCACCCUGCCUGUGGUGUCCUGGAGUGGUCAGGCUACAACCAAUCCUCCCACUGUACCCCUGCCCAACCAGCAGCACCUUCAGAGUGAGCUAGAGCAGGAAGGGGGAGGGGAGGAGGCAGGAGAAGGGGAUGAAGGCAACAUGCUGGUGGCCAUCCGCAAGGGGGUCAGGCUCAAGAGAACCCUCACCAAUGACCGCUCUGCACCACGCAUCGCAUGAUGACACAAUGCCAGAAACAUGCGAGCUCAUGUCAUAGAAGAGAGGCUCUCCUUUCACUGUAAAUGAGUUCAAAGGCUAAAAGUAAAAACAAUGCUAGAUAGACAUGCAAUGUACAGAAUCAAAAGGCUUGAUAUGCUAAUAUGAGAAAUCAAUUACACCUGUUCUACAUGUAGCGUUUCUCAUUCUGUAAAUUUCCACUUGUGAGAAGCCAUCUGUAACGAUUCAGAGAAGAAAAUAUAUAGAUACAUUUAUUGUUCAGGUUCACAAUGUCUAAUUUGGCUUAUGAUGCCUCAGAAAUGAUAUUAUAAAGCCAGAUUAUUGGUUUAGACCUAAAGUAGAUCACAGGCCCACUUGAGGGAGACCUUUAUAAGUUCAGUAAUUGAACGAGGUGUGAUCUAACUCCUUAUGUAGGUUCUUCAAAUAAAGGUUUUUAGCCUAAGCGCUAAACAUGUAUUUGCAAAUCCGAGCCCACAUCCAAGCUGUGUAAUGAUAAAACAUGAGGUUGUUGUUUGACAAUAAAUAACGAGAAGAACGAAGAAGCAUCACACCACAGUGUGUUAAUUUCUGACAGGAAGGACGUAUUUUACACCCAUGAAUCUAGUAUUCUCUCUGGACAACGACAAUGAGAAUACUUCUUCUCAAAACAAACACUGUGAAUUAUAUGUAAACACUCAGUGUUUAGGGAGGGCAUUGUACCACCGUGGGACAAAUAAGCAUUCCAACUGCCAAGUGACUUGGCAGAAGGAGCGCAAUAACCAAUGCAAGUACAACACAGCAUCAAGAGAGCAAUUAUCAGGUGGGCUAGAAAGUAAUGGCUCCAGUGUUUGGCCUUCAUUGAACCACACGGCAUUUCUUGAGCUGCAUUGACUGCUUACUUGGCAGGGCGCCCUGACGGCUGUAGGUGCUGUGUUGUAAAAGCUGUCUUCCACACUUCACACUUCAGAUACUUAAAUACGUGAGACAUCCACAGAGCUAACGUGGGCAUGGGUAUGACCAAUAUGACAAGCUCCUCAAAAAGCAAAUGACCCGACUUUGUGUUAAAGUAGUAAAGUUGUGACUAAAGCGUUACGUGGUUGAUGUUGUGACAUUAAGAGACACUACGAGUGGCGGCCCUUAUAUGAUGUGUAAAUAAUUUUGCACAAGUCUAUUGCCAAGGAGUGUGUUGGGGCUUCUCACUCACUGUAUCUUUGCUGUAUGUCCUUCUGCUCCUCCACAGUGCCAUGCAAAUUAAGUUUAACAUCUUCAAACAGGAUGUUUAUUGAUUACAUAUAAUGAUCACCAUAGCCUAAUUCCUUUGGAUGUGAUUUGGUUUUAUGUUUCAUAUUUCUUUCCACUAUGAAUUUAAUCUGCAAUAUCUACACGCUGAGCUUUGUAGAACUCCUCAGUGGUUUGUGUUUAUAUAUUAGCCCUUAUAUAUUAACCCCUUCUUGUUUUAUAGCAUUUAUUAGCCAUCCUGCAACCUGCUGUGCAUUCAUUACUCAUAACAGUACUAAUAAUUGUGUGUUUAAGUACAGUGCUUAAUUGUGUAAGUACAGAUGUGCCAUGUCAAAAGUCAGCGUUAAUUCAAAUUUAUAUAUAUUAUCAAACAUUUUAUAGAUGAGGGAAAAUAUUUUUGAUGUUUUGAAAGCUGUUAUAAUGAACUUUUUGUUGUCUUAUUUGAAAUGCAUGUAGCGUGCAUUCUCACAUUCUUUUGAUUAAUUAGGUUUUUACAUCCGUCAUCUCCAAUUUUAGUUUUGAUUAUUUUUAAAUGCAUCAAAGUACGUACAGAUUUAGUUACCUUAUAAAUUAGGAAAUCACAUCAAAAUCCAUUGUUUAAUAAUUACAUCAGCACAGGUACAUUUUAAAGUAUUCUGUUUAUCUGGACAAUAAGAUGUUGUGGACGUGUGAGGCUUUUCCUCAAACUGCAGCGCUGUAAGACUAUAGGCUAAAAGAGUUGUUAAAGCACUGUAAGACCAUGGCUACUACAAGAUGUGUGAAACCGUAAAUGUUAGCUGUAAAAGUUAGUUCAGAAACACAUUUUUAAUUUAUUUUCUUCUUCUCUCUUUUUCUUUCUCUUAUUUUUGUAUACUUAAAGAAUGAUAGAGUUGUUUCCUCUAUCCAUGCAUGUAUUAUCUGAUGAUGUGUUGUUUCAUCAGUGAAAUGUUCAUGACCGUCCUGCUACAAUUCAUUAUGUCCCUUAUUUCUUACACACACACACAUAAGCUGCAUUUUAAUAAUUGCAACAAAAUGUGUUCCAAAUGUGUUUUCAAAAGUUUUAGUUUUAUAAAGGAAAGGCUUGCAUCAGUAUUAUGGGUUCAGAUUCGGGGACAAACGGUAUUUGCAUGAUGCAGACUUCCAAGUGUUUCUCGAGGGUGACUUGAAUUUAAACGUUUGUCCCCUAGUUAUUUAUGAUUGCAGGUAAAAUGCUUAUCUUAUCUUAUUAGAUUUGAACAAAUGGCACGCUGCCCACAAUGUCUGGCCUAAUCUGAGUUUCCCAACGACAUCUUAGCAUUAAAAUCCACUUUGUUUCUAUAUUUUAAACAGAUUUCUUGUGUAUUUAAUGUAAUAGGAAGUUUAGGAGGGAUGACAAAAACAAAUAUCAUCUCUGUGCCUGAAUUAAACCCAUAGUGGAAACUGGGAUGCACCACGAACCACUUGCAUACAAAAUACCCCUAUGCUGUUAAAUUUUAACAUAGCAAAGAUUCUGCUUACAUGUUUUGGGAAACCCGGCAUUGAGUUCUUGAUAUUGUUGAUGUUCAUAUUUCUGUUGUUGUUGUUUUGGCCGUCCACCUGUCUAAAACUUGUAUUAUAAUCCUGUAAUUUACAUAUUUAAAUUGCUAGCAUAUAUAUAUAUUAUAUCAGAGUUGCCAAAUGUCAGUGUAUCCAAUGAAUAAGAAGUUUAUAGUUUGUGAGGGUUUGAAAAGUACAGUUAAACCUGGUUUCUCAUUUAGUUUUUAGCUUGUUUUUCCCCCUGAGGAGAGUUGACCUCUCUGUCUGUCCCUGUACAGUUCAACAGGCUAUGAUGCAGUUUGUUUCAGGAAGUAAAAGAUUGUUAUUUUUUGUGUAAUGACAGCUUUAGCAAUAUAAUAAAAAAUAUAAAUUUUA